CCUGGCGACACGCAGGCCGGGGCUCAGGAGGAGAUGGACCCCCCGGAGCUCACCCGGCGACUGGCCACCGUGAUCACUCACGUCGAUGAAAUUAUGCAGCAGGAAAUCAGGCCCUUGGGAGCAGUGGAUCUAAUCGAACAGCUUCACAGACAAUUUGCCAUUCUUUCAGGGGGCCGUGGGAAAGAUGGUGCCCCCAUCAUCACUUUUCCAGAGUUUAUGGGGUUCAAACACAUCCCAGAAGAGGACUUCCUGAAUGUCAUGACCUACCUGACUAGCAUCCCCAGUGUGGAGGCCGCCAGCAUUGGAUUCGUCAUUGUUAUCGACAGACGAAGGGACAAGUGGAGCUCCAUUAAAGCAUCCUUGACACGGAUAGCUGUAGCCUUUCCAGGAAACCUGCAGCUCAUAUUUAUCCUUCGCCCAUCUCGCUUUAUCCAGAGGACAUUCACUGACAUUGGCAUUAAAUACUAUCGAGAUGAGUUUAGAAUGAAGGUGCCGAUUAUUAUGUUGAAUUCUGCCUCUGACCUUCAUGGCUACAUUGACAAAAGUCAACUGACAGAAGACUUGGGGGGAACUUUGGAAUAUCGUCAUAGUCAGUGGAUGAACCACAGAACUGCUAUUGAAAAUUUUGCCUUGACAUUGAAGAACACUGCCCAGAUGCUCCAGACGUUUGGCAUCUACCUGGCCAUGACAGAGCUACCCAAAGGCAUUCUGUCUGCUGAAGACCUUCUCAUGUGCCACACCAGGCAGCGGGACCAGUUGCAGGGUGAACUGAAGGUACUUGGAAAGCAAGGGGCCACAUUGCUGUCAUGUAUUCAAGAACCAGCCACCAAAAAUCCCAUCAGCAAACUCAACCCCAGUGAACUGGAGAAUGUAGCUACCAUGGAAAGGUUGUUAGUACAGUUGGAUGAGACCGACAAAGCCUUUAGUCAGUUUUGGUUCGAGCAUCACCUGAAGCUAAACCAAUGCCUACAACUACAGCACUUUGAGCACAAUUUUUGUGAGGUGAAGCUUGUCCUGAACAAUUUGUUAACAGAACAGGCCGAGUUUACAGACAUUGGGGACAGUGUGAUGCGUGUGCAACAGCUUCUGAAAGAACACAGAACCCUGGAGGGGAAAGGCCAGGAGCCCCUGGAGAAGGCCCGACUGCUUGCACUAGUGGGGGAUCAGCUCAUCCAAAGCCACCAUUACGCCGUGGACUCCAUCAGACCCAGAUGUGCAGAGCUCAGGCACCUCUGUGAUGACUUCAUCAACGAGAACAAGAGAAAAGAGGAGAUGUUAGGGAAGUCCUUGGAGUUGCACAGACAGCUGGACAAGGUCAGCCAGUGGUGUGAAGCGGGAAUCUACCUCUUGGCUUCCCAAGCUGUAGACAAGUGCCAGUCUCGAGAGGGGGUUGACGUUGCUUUGAAUGACAUUGAGAUCUUCCUGGGUGCUACCAAGGAUUACCAGCUUCCCAACCCCAGGGACUUCUACAACCAGUUUGAGCUCAUGCUCAACCCUGAAACAAAGGUCAAAGCCCAGAAAGUCCUGCAGAAGCUGACAGAUGUGCAGGAAAUAUUUCACAAGCGGCAAAUGAGUCUGAUGAAACUUGCAGCCAGACAGACUCGCCCAGUGCAGCCCGUUGCCCCCCAUCCUGAAUCCUCCCCCAAAUGGGUAUCGCCAAAAACCAUCCAGCCCUCCACAUUGGCUUCUCUUCAGAAGACAUCUGAGGGAUCUUAUUUGGAGCCAGGUUUGGACUCUCUCGGAAAGGAAGGUGAUGUGACUAAAGUUGAAGUCAAGAAUGAAGAAAUUCUUGUGGGCAGCCAUGAUGGUGAGAACCUUGAACGGGAGCAGCUUGGUAGCCCUGAAAAUCUUUCCCCUAGCAGGCGAAUCAUCUGUGACUUACUUGAGACCGAAGAGAUGUAUAUAAAAGAAAUUAAGAGCAUAAUAGAUGGAUAUAUCACUCCAAUGGAUUAUAUUUGGUUGAGGCAUCUGAUUCCAGAUGUUCUUCUGAACAACAAGGACUCUCUCUUUGGGAAUAUUAGAGAACUCUAUGAAUUUCAUAACAGGACUUUUCUAAAAGAACUGGAAAAGUGCUCUGAAAAUCCUGAACUUCUGGCACGGUGUUUUCUCAAGCGAAAAGAAGAUCUUCAAAUAUAUUUUAAAUACCAUAAGAAUCUACCCCGAGCCAAAGCAAUUUGGCAAGAAUGUCAAGACUGCGCCUACUUUGGGGUGUGCCAGCGCCAACUGGAUCACAAUCUCCCCCUUCUGAAGUAUCUUGGCGGACCAAGCGAGAGGUUGGUGAAGUACCAGCAGCUGUUGAAGGGUCUGCUGGAUCUUGUGUCUCCUGCGGAUUUGGAGAUAGACCGGAGCAACCUUGAAGGAGAUUCAGCUAAGAGUGGGUCGAAAAGGACCAAGGAUUCGGCACUCUCAGCUGAACUCCAGCAAGCAGUGGCCAUGAUGGAGGAUUUGAUAAAGUCCUGUGAGUUGGCAGUGGACCUGGCAGCAGUUACUGGGUGUCCGGAUGAUGUCGGGAAACUGGGCAAGCUGUUGAUGUGCGACUCUUUCAGCGUCUGGAGUAUCCACAAGGACCGUUCGAAGAUGAAGGAUUUUAUCCGCUUUAAGCCCAGCCAGAGGCAAAUCUACCUCUUUGAAAGGGGCCUUGUGUUCUGUAAGAUCCGAGUGGAUCCUGGCGGCCAGGGACUGUCCCCUCAACACAGCUUUAAGAAGUCGAUGAAGUUGGCAACACUUUCAAUUCGCCAGCUGGGAAAAGGGAGCACCAAAAAGUUUGAGAUCUCCAACCAAAAUGGACUUGAGAAGUACAUCCUUCAGGCAGCUUCGAAAGAAACCAGAGAUUGUUGGUUUUCAGCAAUAAGUAAAUUAUUGAUGCAACAGCAAAGCAGCAUUAAAGAUAAUUAUGAAGAUGAAGACAAUGACCAACAGACCUCCCCCAAAUGCUGCUCCAGCCGGGAGCCGGUGUCCAACAGCCCAGAGGAUGGAGAGGCGCCCCGAGACCUGGAGAAGGAGAGCAGCGCGCUGAGUCUCUCGGGACUUUUCCAGCUGGAGGACACCUACGAAACCUGUCCCCCCAGCAACUCCCAGGAAGGAAGAGACAGCGGCAAGCAAGACCCGUAGGUGCAAAGGACGAAAGAGGAG
Molecule: messenger RNA, 3132 nt
Organism: Sorex fumeus (smoky shrew)
Lineage: Eukaryota; Metazoa; Chordata; Mammalia; Eulipotyphla; Soricidae
Gene: MCF2L2
Product: MCF.2 cell line derived transforming sequence-like 2
Exons: 28
Coding region: 34-3111 (1025 amino acids)
Cellular component (GO): cytoplasm
Molecular function (GO): guanyl-nucleotide exchange factor activity
Source: RefSeq, a predicted model, not a curated record